Messenger RNA from Dentiscutata erythropus, 1560 nucleotides. The record is from the annotation of a GenBank genome assembly. Lineage: Eukaryota; Fungi; Glomeromycota; Glomeromycetes; Diversisporales; Gigasporaceae.
AUGGAUUUUGCCACAACGCCAUUUCAUAUUUUCAAAUCUUUAUCGUAUAAUUUCUUUCCUACCCGCCACUCUAGCAUAUUAAACCAAAAAAACUCUCCACCAAUUCAACACUCCACCACCAUCACCAAUUUAAACCAAAAUGUCACUUCUUCGCCUACUUCUAAAAAUUUAAAACAAAACGUCGCUUCUUCGUCUACUUCUAAAAAUUUAAACCAAAAUGUCGCUUCUUCAUCUAUUUCUAAAAAUUUAAACCAAAAUGUUGCUUCUUCAUCUACUUCUAAAAAUUUAAACCAAAAUCUUGCUUCUUCGUCUACUUCCAAAAAUUUAAACCAAAAUGCUACUACUUCUAAAAUUGCUUCUAAAAUUAAAUUAGUAAAAAACUUAGAGUCACCACGUAAAAGAUAUAAUAAAUUGAUCGCGUUUGGAGAUUCGUUCACAGAUACCGGUAACGUUUAUAAUUUAACGAAUAAGCAAUGGCCUUCAGAAAUAAAUUAUAAGGGCCGCUUUUGUAACGGAAAAGUAUGGGCAGAAUAUCUUGCUGAAUCUCUUAAUGUCGAAUUAGUGAAUUAUGCUUUCGGUGGUGCUACAGCAGAUAGCGGUUUUAUUCAAGGAUCCACAGGACCGAAUAAACAUAAAGUUCCCGGAAUUAAGCAGCAAAUUGAAGCAUUUAUUUCUGCUAAUACCAAGUCAAAGAAAUCGCUGAACCAUAAUCUUAAACUUGAUAAAUUACAAUCAUACUUUAAGAAAAAUGCAAAUCCUAAAAUACUAAAGAAGCUUUUGAAAAAGAAAAGUUUAAAAAAAUCAAACCAGAAUGAUUUUGGUAAAACUUUAUUUGCUGUAUGGGAUACUGGUAAUGAUUAUUACUUUACAGACAUGACUGCAAAACCGCUUCUUGUUGUUCAAUCAUUAAUCGAUGCACUCCAUCUCCUUGUAAAAUCCUUUCCUACUAUUUCAACCUUGUUAAUACCAAACCUUCCUGAUUUAUCUCGUGUUCCAUAUUUUAAAACAAUGAAUGCUGUAGAAAAAGAAAAACUUUCAAAAUUGGUUGAUUCACAUAAUAAACACUUACUCGAGCAUUUAGUAAAAUUUAGUAGAGAAACUGGUGUGAAGAUUGUUUAUUUAAAAUGUGAUAAGUUCUUUGUUGCUUUACAAACUGAUACUGGAAUGAAUAGUUUUGGAAUCACAAAUUGUGUUGAUGCUGCCUUCGAUAUCUAUGGAGCUGAUGAAAAAAAAAGUGAUGAUAUAAAACUGCCUUUAAAUGUCGAUUCUUUAGAUGUUGAUGAUAUUUUUAAUAUUGUUCUUUCUAAAUCUUCAAAUUCUGAUAUCUCUCUACAACCUGAUCACAAAGUUGAAGCCGUAUACAAUCAAUCUGACAGUCAAACUGACAAAGAUUCUUAUUUCUACUUUGAUGAUUUUCAUUAUUCAUCUAAAGUUCAUGAAUCUAUGGCAAACGUUUGUUUUGAAACUUUGGAAAAUUCAAUAUACUCGAACUCUCGUAAUAAAAGAAAUAGUUUUGCUGCAAAAAUGUUUGGAAUGGUCUUAGGAGAUUAUAUGCAAUGA